This is a messenger RNA of Schistosoma turkestanicum, 1570 nucleotides long. The record is from the annotation of a GenBank genome assembly. Lineage: Eukaryota; Metazoa; Platyhelminthes; Trematoda; Strigeidida; Schistosomatidae.
AUGAAAAAAAUAUAUUGGAUAUUGGAUAUGGCCUUGAGAUUCAGAGGAAUUUUGACAUUUGUUAUUAGAAUGCGUUCAAAAAGGCGUUCGAAUGUUACUCACGAAGAAACUGUUGAAAAACAGCCGCGCAAACAGUCUUCAGAAGAUGAAGAACAACAGUCUUCCUCAACUCAAAACCUAGACUGGUGUACUAAAUAUCCUGGUUCCUCACGCAAAUUAGCACGUCCUUUAUCAUCCAAAUGGAAUAUGAAGAUUGUAUCGUGGAAUGUCAACGGGAUACGGGCUGUCAUAAAAAAUAAGGGUAUAGAGUAUAUUGUUAAAGAAAAUGCAGACAUAGUUUGCAUACAGAAAACUAAAUGCCGUUUGCAUGAAAUACCAUCCAAGGCCAGAUUCCCAUCAUACCAAUCAUUUUGGUCGUCUGCAGACAAGGCUGGAUAUGCAGGAACAGCUCUGUUUUCAAAAAUCUCCCCAAUUAAAGUGACCUAUGGUAUAGGUAUAAAAAAGCAUGACGAAGAAGGACGUGUUAUCACUGCAGAAUACGACAAAUUUUACCUUGUUACUGCCUAUGAACUAUUUCAAUCAGCUGGUGAUGCAGCAUUGAAAGUUUAUGAAGGACGUUUAGCUACAAAAUAUUAUGAACAAGCUGAUCUUUUAGAAGAAUAUAUCACCAGUGUACAAGAGACAACAGAAUAAGAAGAACAAAAAAGAAAUUUGAAUUCUUUGAAUCAUUUUCUUCUAUAUUUUUUACUCCGGUGGGAUUGAUUGGUUGGUGUGUGUAAUUCAUAAUUCAUAUUCAUAUUGGAAAAUUUACUGCCAAAAUUUUAUCAACACUACUGUAUUUAUUAUAAUGUAUGUAUGUAAAAAUCAAUUUUGUUUUGUUUUCCCAUUCUACAUGACUUUUAUUAUUAUUAUUGUUAUUGUUAGUAGUAGUAGUAGUAGUCGUACUUUUUUGGUUUCAUUUUGAUAUUUUUGGCUUCCUUUUAGCAUUAUUCUUCUUUUUCUUGACUCCUUCCUUUGAAUGAAUUAUUUUACUCUCUCUCUCUUUCUCUCUUGAAUAAUACCAGAAUUAAUUGUUUUUACAAAAUACCAAAAUGUGCAUGUAAUACUUUGUAAUUGCUCAUUUCUUUUUUUCCGAAAAAAGAAGGUAUUAUUGAUCGUCUGCUCAUAUUUUGUGCACUGCCAGUUUGUGCUGUUAUUUACUUUUUUUUCUCUCUGUAAUCAUGUGUAACAAUUUACUCAUUUUCGUUAAUUCCUCCCCCUCUUUAUAUUUCACAAUGUUUCACAGUUCACAGAUAUGUGUCAACUCGGAUCGAUAUGGAUGUAUAUACACAUGACUAGAUCGUAUGUUUCUCAUAGCUGACACACACACUGAUUACAUUCCCUUUCUGGCAUUUCCAUUUACCCUUGUUGAUUUUUACCUGUUAUCCUUCCUCCUUUAAAAAAAUGAACAUAUAAGAGGAAAACACUAUCAGUCCUUGCAAAAAUCAAUAAAACCAUGAUUUUUAUUUGGAAUGAGAUGUUGGAGUUAUUGUCUCUUUUUUUAAUUAUUGUUUGACAAUUUGGUUUGUUC